Messenger RNA from Hippocampus zosterae (dwarf seahorse), 1005 nucleotides. RefSeq names its product eukaryotic translation initiation factor 1A X-linked b (gene eif1axb). The transcript has 7 exons. Bases 182 to 616 code for a protein of 144 amino acids. Gene Ontology annotation, cellular component: cytoplasm. Gene Ontology annotation, molecular function: RNA binding; translation initiation factor activity. Gene Ontology annotation, biological process: translational initiation. The record is from RefSeq and is a predicted model, not a curated record. NCBI's taxonomy places the organism in Eukaryota, Metazoa, Chordata, Actinopteri, Syngnathiformes, Syngnathidae.
UUUUUCCAAGCUUGUCAAUGCGCAUGCCCUCUGGAGCGGUGAGACUCAUCAGCAGUGGUGUUAGCAAUUAGCUUGUCGCCUCUCACUUCCUUCGGUCUAAACGCCUUUCGUUACACCUCUCAACAAAUUCGCCGUUCCUUUUGGAUCCACUGGGAAUAUCGGGACGAAAGCGUGAAGGAAUAUGCCCAAAAAUAAAGGUAAGGGAGGAAAGAAUCGGCGGCGUGGAAAGAAUGAAAACGAGUCUGAGAAGAGAGAGUUGGUGUUUAAAGAGGACGGACAAGAAUACGCUCAGGUGAUUAAAAUGCUGGGGAAUGGCCGCCUGGAGGCCAUGUGCUUCGAUGGCACCAAGCGGCUCUGCCACAUCAGAGGAAAGCUGCGGAAAAAGGUGUGGAUCAACACGUCAGACAUCAUCCUGGUGGGCCUGAGAGAUUACCAGGACAACAAGGCUGACGUCAUCCUCAAGUACAACGCGGACGAGGCUCGAAGUCUGAAAGCUUACGGCGAGCUCCCAGAGCACGCCAAAAUCAACGAGACGGACACGUUCGGUCCCGGAGACGAUGACGAGAUCCAGUUUGAUGACAUUGGCGAUGACGAUGAAGAUAUUGAUGACAUCUAAAGACUUCCGCACACAAACACACUCAUGUUUAUCCGAACGGGGAUGUUUUGAGCCGAUACAGCGCCGUUGGGGGGGGGGGGGGACUUUUUUUUUUAGAAUCCCAUAUAGAAAUUAUCAAGUGUAUUUUCAUUUACAUGACUAGAUGUGUUUGCUGUGGACAUAAGUGGUGGGGGGAGAGAAAAAUAUGCUUUUUUUUCCUCACUCCUCCCCACUGAAAACCAGUCCAAUGUUUUUCUUCUUGGUUUCCUCCUGCGUUUCUUUGGGGGAGCGUGUGACUGCGAAAACAUUAAGUCCUUUUAAAAAAAGUGUAUUUAUAAUCAUUUCACGUCUGGUGGAAUUUAAGCAAAAUUGCAGAAUCUUUGGAUUCACCAAUAAACACAUUAACCAUU